AAUAAACUGUGAAUUAACAUGAACAUUUUUAUUUCAUCUAUGUAACAACUCGCAAUAAUAGUGAGGUCACAUAAACAAACACAUAAACGGUUCAGUCAUUUUCAUGUGCAAAAACAGUGAAUUAUCACCAAAGUAUACACAUCUUAUACCACUUCAUUCUUCCAUCACAUGAGCAGAGACCACAGUUCAUAAUUGAUAACCGUCCUCAUAGUUCGCUCUUAUCGUGGAACAGACAGCCUCAAAAGAUUCCCCAGUUAAUUCGGUAAUAGAUGAAUCAUUCUUACUGAAGAACAGACAGUCUCAAAUGAUUCCCCAGUUCAUGGUGCUGCAUCGUCAAUAAAAAUCAAAACAGUCACGAAACUCCAAAGACACACAAGUAAAUCCUGCCAGUGAACUCGUUAUAAAUAGAUAGAUUGAUUACAGUAUGCUUACUUAAAUCAAACAUUAAGGCUUUUCUCUUUAGAUUUGCUUCUUCAUUUGAAACUAUGGUUAAUAUGUAAACUCUUCACUAACUAACCAAUGAAGAUGCCCAAAAGAACGUUGCACUUUGAUAAACCCUCAGAUUUGCUGAGUCACUGAAUACAUAGAGUGGUCCUGCGAGCCUGGAUCAAGAGUCCACCUGACACUGUUACGAUAGACAACUGAGAUCAGAUCAUUACGCUGACAAGCCCUAAAAUAAAGCUUCCUUAACUGUCAUUUAACUUAUUUGAAUUAUCUGAGCUGUGAAUUUAAUUAAAAAGAAUGGAAAUGAAAAGGUAUCCAAAUGAUGGUGGUUGCGAGAGAUUACAUUUAGAUGUCUGUGUUGAUGAGCGCACCCCUCGGCAUGGGACAUUAGAACUUCUUAAGAAACUGAGGCCAGAGUGGAAACCAGAAGAUAUUCAGAUCAAGGCUUUCACCGAGGGCAUCACUAACCAAUUAAUGGGCUGCUAUGUGGGCUCUCUGAUGCAAGACCCUGUUUUACUGGUGAGGGUUUAUGGACAGAUGACUGAGCUUUUUAUGGACCGAGAUAAGGAAAUGGAGAUGUUCCGGGUGCUAUACAAACACGGCUGUGGCCCGGAACUGUACUGCAGUUUUACCAAUGGUAUCUGCUAUGAGUUUGUCAAAGGAGUUGUGCUGGACGACACACUGCUUAGACAGCCGUCUGUUUACAGAUUGAUUGCAACAGAAAUGGGGAAAAUCCAUUCCAUAAAGUCGGAAGAAACUGGAAACAGUUCACCCGUUCUGUGGUCUAGAUUGUCCCAGUUCCUUAAUCUGGUCCAGAGUUCUGAUGCUCCUGAACAGCAAAAAUCCAGUGCCCAUGUGGAGGCGCCUAGCCUAAAAAUCAUCAUCAAAGAGAUGGAGGAAUUGAAGAGUCAUCUUACCCAUAUCAACUCCCCAGUAGUACUGUGUCAUAAUGAUCUCCUGACUAAAAAUGUCAUCUAUAACCAAGAAGAAGGCGCAGUAAAAUUCAUUGACUAUGAAUAUGCAGAUUUGAAUUACCAAGCAUAUGAUAUUGGAAACCAUUUCAAUGAAUUUGCAGGUAUCAAUAAUGUUGACUCCAGCCUGUACCCUAGCUGUGAACUUCAGUUUGAUUGGCUUACUGCUUAUCUGGAGAGUUUCAAGUGGUUCAGUGGUGUGGAUUCAACUGUGACCAAGAAAGAAGUUCUGGAACUUUAUGUACAAGUCUGCAAGUUCUCCUUGGUGGCUCAUUUGUUCUGGUGUCUAUGGGCUCUCCUGCAGGCAAAACAUUCCACCAUUGACUUUGACUUCCAGAGACCCUAUUUUUUCCCGUCCAGCGACGAGACCGAUCCUCCGCUGCAAUUUGCCGGCCCCACUCCUUCUCCACCAGACACAGCCGGCUUCAGCACCAGGCUUCAUUGUGGCUGCCGCUCUGCUGGACCAGCCACAUGCUCUUGUAGCAGAGGCCAGCGUGUAAGUGCUGUGCAGGAAUUCAGGCUGCUGGCGUCAGAUGCGGACCCACUCCCAACGCCAGUACCUCCAUUUUCAGAGCUGAUAUUCCCGUAUGCCAUGGCUCGAUUCAACUACUACUUUGAAAAGAAGCAAGAGUUCUUUGGAAUGAAGCUUCCUUGAUUCUUCUAGCAGCCUAGUGCAAGAGGUUCUGAAAGAGCCUAUCCAUCCUAAUAUCCCACAUAUUCUUCCUAUAUUUAGUUUAAGUAUGAACAAUGAUCAUACUGAUUUGUAGGACUGAAAGUUUCCUGUUACAACCCCUUCUUUACCAUAAGGCCCAUUUUGGAUUCCUAAACAGGUAUAGUGAUCAAGGCCUACACUCAAAAAAAUGAUUUGGUCUAAAUUGACAUUUUAUGUAAUUCAAUUACAUAACAAUUUUCCAUCCAUUUAGAUUACGUAGUUUUAACAUAAACAAAUCAAUAAACUUAAUGUGAUUCAUAUGCAUCAAUCAUACGUGAAUGAAACAGGUAAGAUUUACGUAAUAAUUCACAGCAAAGUCCCCACACUGCUCAGUGUUCAUGUGUUUCCACACUACAGAGUGUUCAAGUAGCAUUGAAGCAGUGCUGGAGUUAAGAAGAUAAUUAUGUGAUGAUUGAGCAUUAAUGAUGGACACCUGCUGUUACCAAGAAGAAUCACCGAAGGAAAGACAAACACAAGAACUACAAAUGACUUCAGCCACAGCCGAAGAUGAAAUCAACUGAAAUAAAAGAAGACAUUAAAUCUGUCAAGAUCUGAUUAAACAGCUUCACAAACAGCA
Molecule: messenger RNA, 2704 nt
Organism: Onychostoma macrolepis
Lineage: Eukaryota; Metazoa; Chordata; Actinopteri; Cypriniformes; Cyprinidae
Exons: 10
Coding region: 742-2070 (442 amino acids)
Biological process (GO): phosphatidylethanolamine biosynthetic process
Cellular component (GO): cytoplasm
Molecular function (GO): ethanolamine kinase activity
Source: RefSeq, a predicted model, not a curated record